AUGAAUUCUUUUCAAUAUUUGAUUCUUUGGUCUACAGGUUGGAAGGAGUCGGCCGAAUUUCUCCUCAAUCAUGAGGCUAGUGUUGAUGCAGAAGAUAAAGAUAAACGAACGCCACUACAUUACGCUGCCAGAGGGGGUGAGAAGGAUGUGGUCGAACUUCUCAUAAAUCAUGGAGCUAGUAUCAAUGCGAAAGAUGAGAAUGGAUUGACUUCACUUCACGUAGCUGCAGAAAAUGGUCGAAUGUAUAUUGCACAACUACUCAUCGAUCAUAAAGCCUAUGUUAAUGCAAGAAGUAAAAACAGCACGACGCCCCUUCACGUAGCUGCAAAAUUUGGUAAACCGGAUAUUGCCAGACUUCUCUAUAAUCACGGAGCUUUUGUUAAUUUAGUAACUGAUGAUAAAUGGUCAGCGCUCCAUUUCGCUGCAGAAAAGGGUUAUAAGGAUAUGGUUGAUCUUCUCAUUAAGUGGAGAGCUUCGAUUUUAGCAAAAACUAACGAUAAUUGGACGCCUCUCCAUUUUGCAGCAAAAUCUGGUAACAAUCAUAGCAAUUAA
Molecule: messenger RNA, 552 nt
Organism: Contarinia nasturtii (swede midge)
Lineage: Eukaryota; Metazoa; Arthropoda; Insecta; Diptera; Cecidomyiidae
Product: putative ankyrin repeat protein RF_0381
Exons: 5
Coding region: 1-552 (183 amino acids)
Molecular function (GO): protein binding
Source: RefSeq, a predicted model, not a curated record